Silurus meridionalis is the source of this 7864-nucleotide messenger RNA. It is a transcript of the gene six5, whose product is annotated as SIX homeobox 5. Gene Ontology annotation, biological process: regulation of transcription by RNA polymerase II. The transcript has 3 exons. Gene Ontology annotation, molecular function: RNA polymerase II cis-regulatory region sequence-specific DNA binding; DNA-binding transcription factor activity, RNA polymerase II-specific. Gene Ontology annotation, cellular component: nucleus; transcription regulator complex. The record is from RefSeq and is a predicted model, not a curated record. Lineage: Eukaryota; Metazoa; Chordata; Actinopteri; Siluriformes; Siluridae. The coding region runs from base 1131 to 4001 and encodes 956 amino acids.
UUGGCUUUUAUUGUCUUUCCACACAUAUACAGUACAGUACACAGUGAAACAAAACUAUAGAGUUCCCCAGGACCGAGGUGCUACAUAAGACAACAUAAAUAAACAAGAAAGUAACAAAAAACACAGACCUACACAAAAACUAACCAGACACAUUGUGCAACAUUUAGUGCAAAAAGAACAUAAAACAAUAGACACAGGGUGUGUUUGUCCAUAUACUAAAUGUUAAAACUACAUUUGUUUUAGAAGCAAUUUGUGCAAAAAGAGCACAUGACUAUAAUUACUGUGACUGCAGUAUAUACAGUAUAUGUUCUUCCAUCCCUGCUGUAGUUGAUUAGAGUUGAGCAGGAUCUUUGGCAUGGAUCCUCAAUCCAACACAGGGAAUAGACAUUACAACUCGUUUUACUGAUUCGAUUCGCAGCUUAAAUGAGUCACAUGAACUUUUUGAUGGAUUUCAUUAACAGCAAUGAAAAUAACCACCUAUAGCUUGGGAUAAUCCCCUAUACAAUUAAAUACUACUAUGUAAAUAAAUGAAGGAUUGAGCUGAAAGCUAUAAUGAUAUUUUUUUUAUGUACAUUACAGCACAGUGAAAUGCUUUCUUUGAAUAUCCCAGUAGUGUCAGAAGUGUCAGCCAUGACACACCAGCCAAGGUCCCAAGGGCCUUGCUCAAGGGCCCCAAAGUGGUGUGUGGCUUUUAUAAAAAUAAAAAAAAAGACCAAUUGUGCCAACACUUGUUUCAGUCGCAAUUUUUAUGCAAAUAAAGCGCCCACUCAUUUCUGCAUUAAUAAUAAAUCAUAUAUGUAAAAUAUUUAUACAAUAUGCAAGUUAUACCUCGGGACAGUACACGCCCCCCACCCCAAGGACCCCCUCCGGACCACGAGGAAACACUGCCUUGCCUGAGACUGGUCCGUGGUAAGAAAAUGUUAUGAGGCACAGCUUUAAGGUGUGUAAUAAAUGUAAAAUGUAAUAGAAUCGAAUAGGGUCCAUUUUCAGCAAACGACUCAUUCAAUCCAAAAAAAGAGCCGACUCCCAAUCGAUUCGUCCAUCAGAGUAUAGGAGAAUAUACUAGGUUGAGGGAACGGGAGAGGGAGGGAGGAGGAACUGAAAGAGGGGGAAAAAAAGUUCAACUAAAAAUGGCUUCCUUGUCUUUGGAGUCUCCAGAACAAACUGAGAAUGGAAGCACCGAGGAGCCCGGGCAAUCCGAAGCCCGAGUCAAGAAAGAGAAGGACGCGGAAGAAGUUUCUGAUCGGCUGUUUGAGAGCUUCCCAAAGUCGGCGCUCGGCUUUUCCAGUGAGCAGGUCGCCUGCGUGUGUGAGGCUCUCCUGCAGGCGGGCAACGUGGAUCGCCUGUGGAGCUUCCUGGCUACCAUCCCUCCUUCGUCCGACGUGCUACGUGGCAACGAGACCCUGCUUAAGGCCCAGGCCCUGGUCGCUUUCCACCGCGAGGACUUUACUGAGUUGUACGCCAUCUUAGAGAGCCGCGACUUCCACCCGAGUAACCACGGGUUCCUGCAGGACCUCUACCUGAGAGCGCGCUACAAGGAGGCGGAGAGGUCGCGGGGUCGCAGCCUGGGCGCCGUGGACAAGUACCGGCUGCGCAAAAAGUUCCCCCUGCCGAAAACCAUCUGGGACGGCGAGGAGACGGUGUACUGCUUCAAGGAAAAGUCGCGCAACGCCCUCAAAGAGUGUUACAAAGUGAACCGGUACCCGACUCCAGACGAGAAGAAAAACCUGGCCAAACUUACUGGACUUUCUUUGACCCAAGUCAGCAACUGGUUCAAGAACCGGCGACAGAGAGACAGAACUCCAUCCGGUACCAACAGCAAGAGUGAAUCUGAUGGAAACCACAGCACUGAAGAUGAGGCUAGUAAGGCUGAUCUGGAGGACAUAACUGACAAACCUGCUGCUCAAGAGGCUGGAGGCUCAUCUGCUUCACUUAUAUCCCUCUCUGGUACCUCCUGUAAUACUGGAGGUCAGCUCAUUCUCAAUAACACAGGGGGAUUCCUUACUAGUCCUCAUCCCCUGUUGCUCAAUGGGAGCCCAUUACUAUCGGGGACUGGAACUGGUGUCAUCAUUAAUGGACUGACUCUAAGCGAUGGACAUGCGGUCACCCUCAGUCCUGUAACUAAUAACACUCCACUUUUACUUAACGGAGCCCAGGUUAUAUCGAAGAAUAGUGGGAACAACAGUGUCUCAGAUGAAAACUGCAGUAGCAAAGUGGAAACGCAAGCCAGCCUAACUAGCACAGUCCCUGUCUCGUUGACAGAUGAAACGAAAGCGACCAACCAUAACGUCUCUUCGUUGGACUUCGUUACUCUUCAAGGAGCUAUGAAGGCUCAAGAUAGCACCCAGCUGGUGUUUCCAACCUCUAUACCCACUUCUACAAUCUCAUCCACGUUGAUGACUCACACCUCCCUUCCUUCAUUAGCAUUGACUCAAAAUGGCAUUCACACUACAUCUGGUGCGGUUAUUACCAACUCAGCAAUGCCACUACAAUCCACCCAGCAGCCUGAGCUUGUAGUAGUAGCAACAGCUGGUUCUCAAAUAAAUGCUACACCUUCUGUUUCACAAAUAGGAUCUUCAUCCUCUAUUUCUAGCCCUCAGGUUCUUUCUUUGCCACAGGUGGUACCAUCCAUCCAGGGUAUUCCAGUAUCUCAAUUAGUACAGCAUCAAGCAGGGACUCCAGUGUCCUGCCCUCAGUUGGUUCCAGUGUCCCCCAUUACCACUCAACUAUCGCAGAGUUUUACCCCUCAGUUUACAACCAGCAAUCUACAAUUUGGGCCCAGGCUAACACAAACUCAACCUCACAGUGUAUCCUCUGCACUUGUGGAGAACGCUGGUUUAUCUGUCUCUCGGGUGCCUAAUGGACAGGCUCCACAAGGGUUGACACUGCAGUUAACAAACCAGUCCAAUUCAGCCGCCACCCCGCAGACACAGACCGCACUGGUUACACAAGGCAUUCCCAUCUCAUCACCGACACAAGUAGUUCCUGUUUCGCAGUCCAAGGACACCGGACAGCCCCAGCUAGUACCUUUGCCUCAACUUAUGCCUGUGUCCCCAAUUGCUGGAGCACCUACAGGGACCAUAUCCUUUCCUCAGGUAGUCCCAGCAGCACCCUCAUACUCCAUCCCAACUCCGGGAGGUGCUUUUCAAAUUUUAGCAUCUAGCUCUGGAGCAGUUGCUGCUGUGCCCCAGGGAGCUAUAUGUAUAAGUCCCAUAGGACCUCCUCAGAGUGUGCCUACAGCUGGAGCUAUUCCAGGGGUCCAGCUCCUUAAUUCAGGAGUGAUUCAACUUCCCUCUGCUUCUCCAGGUAACUUCCUCUUGGCAGGUGGUAGUCCAUUCCUGAGUGUUCAGAAUGGCAAACUUAUCCUCACCAUCCCAGCUGGUUUCCAGUUCACCAGCAUGCCUGUCAAAUCCAUUCCAGAAAAUCCAGGCCAAAGUGCUAGCAGCGGCAGUGGAAUGGAACAAGCUUUGACAGGAACGUCACUGCAAAAUCCACCAGUUUCUUUAUCUUCUGCUCAGACCUCUCGUCCCUUUCAAUCUUCUCCAUUAAUUGGCUCAUCUGCACUAUACUGUAGUCCUGAGCCUGGAGCCUUGGGUAACCCUACUCCAGGAGCCUCUCCAAACACCUCAGACUCUCCGACUCCAACACUGACUAGUGUUCUGCCAUCCCAGCAGACCCUCAGCCCUGAAAGCAUGCUGUCAUUCAGUCCUCUCAGCAGCAGUGUAUCCAGUGGCCCCCAUCUCAUUCAACCUGCUUGGAGUCCGGUGCCUCUUUCAUCUUCAUCUGGACUCACACUAUUUGAUGUACGUGGUAAAAAUGAUCUACCUGAGGACCCAGCUUUAUUGAGCUUACCAGGUGGGGAGUCCUUGCUAUUGGGUACCCCUCCUCCGAGCGAUGAUGUACACCGAGAAUCUCACCUGGACGAUGAGGAGAUGGAUGGAGACUCAAAGAUUCUUACCCAACUGCAGUCUGUACCUGUGGAUGAUGAUUUGGGUUUGUAAUUGAUCUUUGCAACCUUCGGGAAGCCUUCAGACAAUCCUGACGCUCAGCCCACAGCAAUCUCUAUUUUCUAUGGGUCGAUGUAGAAUCACGGAAGACGCUGGGUUCCUGAUUUGUUUAUUUCUAAAGUGAAGUAAAAUGGAAAAAAAAACUGCUGAUCAUUUCUCUUCACAGUAAACAGUUCUAGGCUGUCAAGGUUUUACUUCGUAAAAAAGGACAUGGGGAUUAAAAACAUUUUCAGAGUUGCAUAGAACAUGACAUUUUGGGCAUUUUUUUUUUAUUAUAGCUUGAAUUCACCAUGCAAUCUGUUUAAAACUAGUUUAUGAGACUCAUAUGCAUCAAAUACUCUAAAUACAUCAAUGCAGCAAAAAACUGUUGGAUGCUAGAUUCAAACCUACACCAAGUAUAACAAAUGUAGCAAAUAAGCAGAAGCCUUAAUAAGACAGUUUCAGUAUAUAGUACAUGUUUAGCCAUUUCUCCUAUUGGAUUUUACAGCACAUUUAAUUGGGUAUUGUAAUUUAAAGGGGUAUUAAAAAAAAAAAGAACGGCUUGUCAUGUUGUUUUGCUAGUAACAUACCGUCACACUUAAGGGUUCAAUCUCAUAAAGCAGGAUUGUGUUGGUUAGUUAGCCGUCUUUAAAUGUAGUCUGAUCUUAUUAUUACUCCUAAUACUAACAUUACAAGUUUUUGACUGAUAUUCGUCUAAACAUUGAUACAUAUUACCUGUAGUAGGCUAUUAAACCAUCACUGUGAAAAUGGUUUUAACAUUCCUUUUCAGUUGUUUUAGGAGCAUCGAAUCACUUUGUACUCCAAGCACAUUUAGAGAUUUGACAAAGUCUCUUUGGAUUGAAAUUAGGAUUAACCUUAUUACGUUUUGUAGCAGAUAAAUAGAUUUCCACAGAAAUCUCUUUUACCGUGUGAUGUAGCAGAUUCUGUGCACAGAUGCAGCACAACGGGUUUCUCAUCUAUUGAAAUGCCAUUCAUGAUCUCAGCUUGCGAAGUUAAUUGCAUAGUGAUCUUCUAUAUUUGACCCAAUCUGCCCAUAAAAGGGCCUUUAUUUUAAAAGAAUGUGUGCAUUGAUGACACAAUUAUCAUUAUUAAUUUUUUUAUUAAAUCAUGGGUACAUUAGAGAAUCAUUAGAGGAUAAUCCAUGGUAUAAUCUGAUACACAGAUUAGACAUCUGAUAUCACACGGUGAAAAACAGGCUUUAAUAUCGAACCCAGCUUAUAUUAAGCCUUCUUUAUGAGCCAGACACUAGGAUAUAGGAAUGUGAUUAUACAUCAAACGUCGACAUUUUAACGAGCAUGUCGGUUUUAUUCUUUUCACAUUUAAUGACCGCGUAAAAGACUAUGCUUUCAACUUUUAGUUGGCUUGCUGAAAAUGGUUCGCAAAACUACGCCUGUUUUUUUUAGGCAGAAAACCCGUUGCCUUUGUGUGGGAUAUUGAAGUGAAGUUAGCCGUAAUGAAAAGAGUAGCAUUUUUUUAAACAGUAAAAAUCUGCAAAAAACUAUUGUCAGGUAUUUUAUGUUUUAUUGUGCAAUCUCAUCUUGUUUAGCAGUGUAAUCUUCUGCAGUCUGUAUAUACAUUUUAUGCAUUCGUGUACACUCAAUGACUGAACUAGUUUUCCGCACGUUUUAAUCUUUUUAAUUUAUGCACUAUGUCGUGACCCAACAAAAAGUUGCCUGUUACUUUUUAGAAUUAAUUUUGGAUAUAACAAACACUCCUGUCCAUCACUACAGCGUAGCACAUGCUAAUAAGGUACUGUUAGCCAAGUUAUUUGGAAGAAAAAGGGCUUAUUGUUAAGGUUCCUUUGUUUUUUUUUUAUAUCUAUGCAAUGACUAAGUUGAAUUUUUGCAAAAUGUAAAUUGGUGCUGCCAAGUUGGCAUUCAUGUUUGUAGGAUGACUCCAGUUACUAUACAGUUAAAACUAAAUCUUAUAGAUCUGACAUUGUCAAAUGUGACUCUGUUUUCACACUACAUGUUCACCAAUUAUGUGCAACUAAAAUGUUUGGUUUUUUUUAUGUUGAGAAUUUUGUAGGAUUUCUUUCAAGAUGCAUAUUUUCUUUUUUUCUUUCAGGUCAUAAUUGUGUGCUUAUAAUUCUGGUCGAAGCUAGACUCAAAUGUCUAUUUUGAAGUUGUAUGUUAUCGUCAGCAAAUUUUCAAUGCUCUGCUAGAACUGUUUCAUAAAUAGGUUUAUUUCUAUAGCAUACGUGUAUGGAAUUGUCUGACUCAAUUAUAGAAAACGUCAUUAAACCAUUCCUGUAAAUGAAAUUGGAAAUCACAAAUUAUGGUGCUGAUCUACAGUAGGCCAACAUGUCCAAAUAUUUUGCACAUUUUAACCAUCAACUCUUAUUAACUCUUCUUUUGGUAAUAUCAUUGGACCUACUGAAGACAUCAAGACAUUUUCUCCACAGUUGAGCUAUAAAUGAGGAACAAUGUGACACUACCGCAGACUUUAUGUACUGUUAUGUCGCAAAAGACAUCUGAAAUGUGCCUUUUUUUAAUGUCCUGUAUCUUUUACUUUCUGUGUAUAUUUAAAGAAUUAGCAGGGGUGGACAAAUCAUUAGUCUGGGUGCCUGAAAAAAACAGGUUCAGAGUUCAGUUGGGUGUUAAAAUGCAUUUUAAUAUGCUAUAUAUCCAGAAUCAUUAAUACAAAAGGAAAAACUGUUAAACUAGAGGUUGACCGAUAGUGGAUUUGAUCGAUACCGAUAGCUAGGUUGGAUUGUACUUAAAACUGUACUUCAUACUUGAUCCAUAAAAAAAAAACACCAUGUACUAAACCAUGAAAAUGUGCUAAAUUGAAUGAAUAUGAAUAUAUUAAUUAAUAAAUCAAAUUGUCAUUAUAAUCAUUUAUAUAACAAAUCUCCAUGCAGCACGCAGUCUCGCGUGUAUAAACAAAAAGCACGCUGUGUCAGUGAGCCGCCUUUAGAGGCCGCUCACGUAAUGACUGGACAUUUUCAGCCGCUCCAACACCAGAUGCAACCUGGAAAAACUAUCAGUAUGGAGUUUUACAAUCAACUAUCGGUGUUGAUUAAUUUGCAAAUCCGGUGAAUUGGUCGACCUCUAAUAUGAACUGUAUGCCAUCUAAACACACCAGUGCCUUGCAAUUAUAUUAUAGCAAGUGAAAAUCAGAUCAUCUUUUUGAAAGAACACCAGCACUUCUAGCCAAAAUCCUAAGGAUUUUAAGCAUUUUUUUAAAUAUAUUUAACUAGAUUAAAAAGGCAACUCACAUUAUAUGCUUUGUUACUUGAGAGGAAUUGCAGUAGUUCCCACAUUUUCAUGUAUAUAAAAUGAUUUCUUGGCAACCAAAAUGAUGAAACUGGGUAGCACACUGGUGCUUUCACUUAUGGGCCGAUUUGUCCACCCCUGAUUAAUUAAUUAUAAACCAGCAUUCUGAUAUUGGUGGAUCACCAGAAUUCAAUCAGAACUGCUCUGUUGUAUUUUCUAUAUACUUUCUGGAAAUAGCUGUAUUUUAGACGUGUAUACAAAAUAGGACAUGUAGCAUUUAUAUGCCAAAGGCUCGUAUUACUUAUUUCUUUUAUUUCUUCCAUGUGCCUGAACAAUGUGUUGUUUUCCCAAUAUGUAAAAAACAAAGGGAAUUUGUGUACGUUUGUUUGUGCGUGUGUGUGUGUGUGUGUGUGGUGUGUAUGUACGUGUGCAUUGGUGUGAAUGAGCAACAAAAAAAUGAACUUUCCUGUUGCUGUUAUUGAAUGUUGAAAUGUAUCGUGGCUGAUUUAAACAUAAUUGUUACAGUACAAUCAGAUGUACAAAGCCACAAUCAUCUCCAUCCUAAGGAAAACAUACAGCUUGAUCAAGCCAAAGAAUUUUCCAAUGUACUUCAAAAUUAAAGGGAUUUUUUUUCCUUUU